CUCUUCACUUCAGAUGGAGUUCAACUCUUGUCAAAGCAACAUCGCUACACAUUGCCAAUUCCUGUGCUUACCGUUUGCCACUAUUUGCAAUACUCAUUCACCGUGAACAAACACGAAAAUUAGAUCGAUGGAAUCGUUCAUAUGCCGAGUUUGCUUGGUCAGCUGCGAAAAUAUGGCCAGUGUUUUCGAUGCGUCCCAUGAACCGGACCUAUCCAUUGCGUACAUAAUAUCCAAGUGCACCGGCUGCCAAGUUGAGAAGGACGAUCCACUGCCCAACACCAUAUGCCAGUCCUGUCUGGAGGAUGCGCAGAACGCAUUCGACAUCAUAGAAACGUACGAGAGAAGUCACCAGUUCUACCGCUUCUUCAAGGAUGUACGGGAGGAGGAGAGUGAAAAUAAGGGAUCCGGAUGCUCAGAAGAAGUGAAGUCAGCUGAAAUGGAUCUCCAGGAUGGUGCCGACGACGCCGAUUCCGGCAAUGAACCUGAUACUAACGAACGUGAAAUCAAGGCCAAGGAGAAACCAGGCUUUAGCUGUUCUUACUGCUCGAAAUCUUUUCAAAUAAAAUCGAGUCUGAAAGUACAUUUGCGAACACACACAGGAGAACGUCCCUUCACGUGCUCCCUCUGCCCCAAGUCCUUUGGCUACAACUCUGUUCUUCAGAAUCACAUGCGAACCCACACAGGAGAACGACCCUUCCAGUGCUCGCAUUGUCCAAGGUCCUUUUCAGUUGCCCACAACCUCAAGGCCCACAUACGGAUGCACGAAAGAAGAGAAUCCUUGAAGUGCCCAUACUGCCAAAAGUGCUUUCUAAGUUCUUUAAUUCUCAAGCAGCACUUGGCCACGCACACUGAUAAAACGCCCUUUAGGUGUUCCCAUUGCUUAAAGGACUUUGCGCUACAUGCGUAUCUCAAGGGACACCUGUCAAGGAACGCAACAUGCUCUCAAGGCUCAAAAACGUCUGCCCACAAAACACUAGUCCCCUCAAAGGCACUUAAGUGUGAUGAGUGCCCAAAAACUUUCACUGACCAUUCGGCUCUGUUCGCUCACUUGAAAACGCACACCAAAAAUAAGCCCCUGAAGUGUUCCCAUUGCUCAAAGUUCUUUGCAAAUCUUCAGGAUCUAAGCCGGCACAUAGUAACGCACACAGAAAACGGGCCGUUUAAGUGUUCCAGCAGCCCAAGGACCUUUUCGCGGAAAUCAGCACUGCAAACACACUUACGAACCCACACAGGAAAACGCCCAUUGCAGUGUUCCCACUGCCCAAAAUCUUUUGCACGACGCUUAGGCUUUUGGGAACACAUGCUGUUGCAUGUAAAAGAAAGAAGCGUAUUAGAAGUCUAAAAGAUUUCGAUUUCUAACUUAAAACAACAGAGACGAAGAGCGAGCAUUAAAUUUUUGAAUGAUCGCAGGCCUUCGAUUUAAACACUUCCUGGGUCGCCUUAUUUCAGCGUACACGGAGUAAUAAAUGUUCCCAGUACUUUAUAAGGUUUUUACUUAAGAUAUAUCUAAAACACAUACGAGUUUCCCACUCGAUAAGAUAAUAAAGAAUUUAUUUCUAAAUGAAA
Messenger RNA from Drosophila sechellia, 1566 nucleotides. It is a transcript of the gene Neu2, whose product is annotated as Neuroectoderm-expressed 2. The record is from RefSeq and is a predicted model, not a curated record. Gene Ontology annotation, cellular component: nucleus. The transcript is spliced from 2 exons. Bases 128 to 1342 code for a protein of 404 amino acids. Gene Ontology annotation, molecular function: zinc ion binding. Lineage: Eukaryota; Metazoa; Arthropoda; Insecta; Diptera; Drosophilidae.